Molecule: messenger RNA, 1137 nt
Organism: Aaosphaeria arxii CBS 175.79
Lineage: Eukaryota; Fungi; Ascomycota; Dothideomycetes; Pleosporales
Product: N-terminal nucleophile aminohydrolase
Exons: 4
Coding region: 67-906 (279 amino acids)
Biological process (GO): ubiquitin-dependent protein catabolic process
Cellular component (GO): proteasome core complex; proteasome core complex, alpha-subunit complex
Source: RefSeq, a predicted model, not a curated record
CUCCUCACAGCGACUUGGUCUCGUGCAUUUGAAUCGCUGUCGCUCAAAUAUUAAAAUCACUCCAAGAUGGCGGAUCGGUACUCGUUCUCGCUCACCACUUUCUCCCCCAGUGGCAAACUGGUUCAAAUUGAAUAUGCCUUGAAUGCCGUCAACCAAGGUGUCACCUCUUUAGGAAUCAAAGCUACCAAUGGAAUCGUGCUCGCCACCGAGAAGAAGUCUUCAUCACCGCUCAUCGACUCCCAGUCUUCAUCCAAAGUGAGCCUCAUAACACCCAAUAUUGGCAUGGUUUACUCGGGAAUGGGACCGGACUAUCGAGUUCUCGUCGACAAGGCACGAAAGGUGUCACAUACUGGCUACAAACGCAUCUACAACGAAUACCCACCCACGAGGAUAUUGGUACAGGACGUUGCCAGAGUCAUGCAGGAGGCUACGCAGUCCGGUGGUGUCCGACCGUACGGUGUUAGCUUGCUUAUUGCUGGAUGGGAUGAUGGCAUUGAGCCCGAGAAGGAGGAGAAGGACGAGGAGAUGACAGACCCUGAGAAGAAGAAGGUUAGUGGCAAGACUGGUGGCAUCCUCAAAGGUGGCCCAAGUCUGUAUCAAGUCGACCCCAGUGGUAGCUACUUUCCCUGGAAGGCCACCGCUAUCGGCAAGAGUGCAACUAGCGCAAAGACGUUCCUCGAGAAGAGGUACACCGAAGGCUUAGAACUCGAAGAUGCGAUCCACAUCGCCCUCCUCACCUUGAAAGAGACGAUAGAAGGAGAGAUGAACGGUGAGACAGUGGAGAUUGGCAUUGUUGGUCCUCCCGAGGAGAGGCUGUUGGGGAUUGAAGGUGUCGAAGGCGCAGUGGGCCCGCGAUUCAGAAAGCUCAGCUCCCAAGAGGUCGAGGACUACCUGACGAAUUUGUGAGCUACGGGUUGACGCACUAUCAUGAGGAGUUGGUGACUUCAUAGAGAGGCUAUCAGCGCUUACGCUGCAUUGCCCUAAGAGCAUAUGACCAAACACACAUCAUGCAGGCCCUUCAGCUGCUCCUAGACGAUCAUAUGUAUGAAUUAUGUUAUGAUCAUGACUACGAUCUUCAUCUGAUAAUUUGACCAUGUCUGAAUACUCGAUAUAUGGAGAUUUGAAGCUAUUGUUUAC